Cooperia oncophora is the source of this 330-nucleotide messenger RNA. Lineage: Eukaryota; Metazoa; Nematoda; Chromadorea; Rhabditida; Trichostrongylidae. The record is from the annotation of a GenBank genome assembly.
AUGGACAAACAGCUUGCCAACGAGCCUUGGUACCAUGGGUUACUUCCACGUGAAGAUAUAAAGAUGAUGCUACGGAAUAAUGGCGAUUUUCUUGUUCGGACUACUGAACCAGUCGCAGGCAAACCACGUGCCCUUGUGUUGUCUGUUAUGGUCAAGCAGGAGCUUGAAGAUCAAGGAAUUAAACAUUUCGUCAUCACGGUUCUGCCAUCCGGCAAAGUAAUGAUCGAAAAAUACGCGUUCGAAUCGGUCAGCUCCAUGGUUGAAUACCAUCUAAGCAAGAAGGACUCGCUUACAAAGGUACGUAGUAGACACCUAUCCACCUGCAUAUAA